This is a messenger RNA of Trametes versicolor FP-101664 SS1, 2262 nucleotides long. RefSeq names its product HET-domain-containing protein. The coding region runs from base 1 to 2262 and encodes 753 amino acids. NCBI's taxonomy places the organism in Eukaryota, Fungi, Basidiomycota, Agaricomycetes, Polyporales, Polyporaceae. The transcript has 2 exons. The record is from RefSeq and is a predicted model, not a curated record.
AUGGACUCCUACACCGCUGAACCGCCCUUAUUCUCCGUGUCCUCAUCCGAAGAACCCACCCUCUCCCCGCUAGAUCCCUCAUCCGACGACGAAGUGGAACAUAGCUAUCUGCCACCUCGGCCUUCGUCCGUCUGCGACAAAUGCUGGGAGUCCAUCGCCAUACACUUUGGACUCUCAAUAAUGUCACUAAAGAUCGCCGAGGACGAACGGGACGUGACCAAGACGAUCUGGUAUGAUACUUCCUUCGCCGACUUGAAAUUUGGUGCCGACGGAGGCUGUGCAUGGUGUCAGCUGUUCCUCAAACUCGAUGAACGCCCCGGCGAAAGGAGCGUCCGCACGUUCUGGGAUAGUAGAGAUCUGAGAACCCACUUUUACAAGUUGGUAGUGUUCGCCACCGAGCAUUCUGAAGGUACCGAGUAUUUUGUGUACACAAAUCCAGAGGACCCCGCAGCAUCCUACAUCACAGAACUGAGCCCCCUCCGAGAUGUAGGCUCUCCUCGUGCCCUGGAAUUGGCUAGAAAGCACCUCGACGAUUGUGUCCGAGAACACGAAGACUGCCUCAAAAGCUCGGCAGGUAUCCCUCGCCUCCCCUCGCGACUCAUGGACUGCAGCAGCCCUCCUCGACCACGUCUAGUUUCGACAAUCGGACAACGGGGAGAAUACCUUGCGCUUAGCUAUGUGUGGGGCGGGGACCAGGUCCACAAGACCACGAACGCGAACAUAUCCGCGUACACACAAGGUAUUUCUCUGGAUAAUCUUCCCGCCACCAUCCGCGACGCGAUCUACGUCACACAUAUGCUGGGUUUCCGGUGGCUCUGGGUGGACAGCCUAUGUAUUAUCCAGGACUCGGACGAGGACAAGCUGCACGAGAUAGGCCGUAUGCACCACAUCUACCGCUAUGCGCACCUGACGAUCAUGGCAGGAAGUGCGAAGAACGUCAACGAGGGCUUUCUUCAGGAGCGGCGAGAUAUCGAACCCGACGAACUUGCCAUGGAGUUCCCCUUCAUCUGCCCUCCACCCCCUACGACCUCAAUAGAGCUCUUAGAGGACGACUCGGCGGCGCGAUCGCGGGUUGGGACUAUCUUCCUUACGCCAGCGGAUGACGACCUGCUUUAUCCCAACACCUUGUAUUCUGACUCCCUCGGAGUCAUGGUGACUCGCGCCUGGUGCAUGCAAGAAUACUUCCUGUCCCCACGCGCCCUCAUCUUCACCCCUGAAACGCUCGUGUUCAGGUGCCUUUCCUCCAUGGAGGGCGUUGGCCCGUCACUCUUUACUUCGUACGACGAACCUGAUUUACCCAUCUCGCUCUUCGUCCCGCCACCACCUGGGGCAGCGCUUGAUCCCGACGAGCAGAAGAGCUUGCUGAAAGCCUGGGGCGGUGCUGUCGAGGAAUACAGCCGCCGUACGGCUAGCGUCGAGUCGGACAAGCUGGUCGCGUGCGCCGGGCUUGCGGAGCAAUACGGCGGUCUCCUUGGCCCCUCUACGUAUCGCGCUGGGUUCUGGACCGCGGACCAACUCCUCGUUCACCUGCUAUGGAAAGCGGAUCACUCUGAGGAACUGGGACCACUGGCACGCCGACAUACCCGCCCAACAGCCUAUCGCGCACCGUCGUGGUCAUGGGCGGCGAUAGAAGGCCCAAUCAGCAAUUGGCCUUCUCAGCAGAUGAAUAUCUCAUCUCCCCCCGGCCCCCGCGGACCUUUCGCACUUGCUGAGGUCCACCCCGAUGGCUGUAAAGUCACACUCGAGAACCCCGAGCUUCCGUUCGGUCAAGUCAAGGACGGGGCCCUCGUCCUGCGCGGCAUACUGAUACCCGGUCAUUGGUAUCAUGAACCCGACACAGGUUCUGCGCAUGGUUCGUUCGUGCCCACACCGUCUUUCGAGCGAAUACGGUGCCAGCUUUGGCGGUAUGACGCCGACACCGGAUACCCGACGAUAUCCCGCGGUUGCGCAUUAGUUGCCAUGGACUGCGAUGUCGACGAGCUCAGGCUGCCGGAGAAAAUGUGGCUGGUCCCGUUUAUGCUGGAGCAUUGUAUAGUAGCUCGAGUGGAGUCGCACAGGAGGAUGUUUGGACUUGUGAUCGAGCUCGAUCCUCUAUCAAUCGGCGCAGAACCUCAACCCAAGGAGAGUCGCUUUCGGAGGAUUGGGUACUUCGAAAGAUUCGCUGAAGAUUCACAGGAGGAAUUGCUGUGGGGUUCCCUAGCUCGGAAUGCGGACGUGCCAAAGAAUUGGGGACAUCAUUACGCGGACAUUGUGAUUGUAUGA